Molecule: messenger RNA, 1843 nt
Organism: Cicer arietinum (chickpea)
Lineage: Eukaryota; Viridiplantae; Streptophyta; Magnoliopsida; Fabales; Fabaceae
Source: RefSeq, a predicted model, not a curated record
AUUAAUCUGCAACAAUAUCGUGUGUGCAUCUCUUCGCUCAUUCUUCAAAUUCAAUUCAUCACUCUUAUUCAUUCCUUCCACAACGAUCUCCACUCUGAACCCUAGCUACUCCCUCUCUCCCAUAAUUCCGAUGACAUUUUGCUUCAGAGUUUGCAUAAGGAGUAUUGCUUUAACUCUUUUCGCGUCUUAAUUCUUUUUUCUUGAUAUUGGAAGAUCCUAACUGGUUCAGAAUAAUGCAACGCAGUGUGCUAAAAAGAACACGUGACGGUACCAGGGCUAUUAUCACAACAAUUAUAGCAAUUGCCUUUGGAAUUUUUAUUGGUAUUUCAAUUCCAUCUAUUCAUUUAUCUAAGAUUAACUUAUCUUCAAACUUAGCAAAUUCUUUUGAUGUACCUAUAUCUGAAAUAGACAGAUUCAACGCUGAUGUACACAAAUCUCAAACUAUUAAUGACAAAUCUUCUGGAACCAAGCGUAUUGAAUUCCUUGGGUCCAUGAAAUUACCAAAGAUGUAUGUUCCAACCAAUCCUCAUGGAGCAGAACGACUACCCCCAGAAAUUGUUGUAUCAGAAUCUGAUUUUUAUUUGCGCAGAUUAUGGGGUGAGCCUAGUGAGGAUUUGAAGAAAAAGCCAAAGUAUUUAGUAACAUUCACUGUUGGCUAUGAUCAAAGAAAUAAUAUUGAUGCUGCAGUCAAAAAGUUCUCCGAUGAUUUCACGAUUUUGCUCUUUCAUUAUGAUGGAAGAACUAGUGAAUGGGAUCAAUAUGAAUGGUCAAAGAAUAUAAUCCAUAUUAGUGCUAGGAAACAAACCAAAUGGUGGUAUGCUAAAAGGUUUUUGCAUCCUGAUAUUGUGGCAGCGUAUGAAUAUAUUUUUAUAUGGGAUGAAGAUCUUGGAUUGGAUAAUUUCAACGGAGACGAGUAUAUUAAUUUGGUUCAAAAACAUGGUCUGGAGGUAUCACAGCCUGGACUCGGUGCCAAUAGCGGAUUUACAUGGAAGAUGACAAAGAGGAGGGACGAUACAGAAGUUCACAAAUUAACAGAUGAGAGACCUGGCUGGUGUACUGAUCCAAAUUUGCCUCCUUGUGCCGCAUUUGUGGAAAUUAUGGCUCCUGUCUUUUCUCGAGAAGCUUGGCGUUGUGUCUGGCAUAUGAUCCAGAAUGAUUUAGUGCAUGGAUGGGGAUUGGAUUUUGCUCUCAGAAGAUGUGUAGAGCCAGCACAUGAAAAAAUUGGUGUGGUUGAUUCACAAUGGAUUGUUCAUCAAGUAAUUCCUUCUCUUGGAAACCAGGGAGAAGCUGAUGAUGGAAAAGAUAAAUGGGAUUCGGUAAAAACGAGAUGCAGAAGUGAAUGGGCUGAAUUCCAAAAUCGUCUCACCAAUGCUGAUAAGGUGUAUCUUAAUGGACUAAGAAGAUUUGUGAAGGGUUAACAUAUGAAGCCAAUUCAAAUGUACAUGUUUUACUUAUAUUUAAAAUAGUGUUAUAUUUAUCAAAGGAAAGAAAAUUACAUCUUAUGUCUUAGGCUAAUUGCCACUAACAGCUUGUCUUCUGCACCUAAUUUCCAACCAAGACCAGCUAAUAGUGACAGUUUUGGAUGAUAGUAAUUUGUUUGUGGUCCAAGAUUUGAAAGUCUUGGUAUCGAACUAGAUAUAGCACACUACCAAAUUUUGUUGAGAUUGUCUCUAAAGUUAAAAGCAAAAUGGAAAUUUACCCAUUUUUGGACAAUGUAGUAAACCCACCAUGCUCUAUUUUAGAUGGGUUGAUUGUGAGAUGAAUCUGGUUUGUCGUCUCUAUUUUUGUAGGACUGUUUGUAUUCUCUUCUCAGCAUAAAUUAAAAUCAAAAUUGCCUUCUCUA